Alternaria conjuncta is the source of this 414-nucleotide messenger RNA. RefSeq lists its product as uncharacterized. Lineage: Eukaryota; Fungi; Ascomycota; Dothideomycetes; Pleosporales; Pleosporaceae. The coding region runs from base 1 to 414 and encodes 137 amino acids. The transcript is spliced from 2 exons. The record is from RefSeq and is a predicted model, not a curated record.
AUGACAACAGUACCAGCACUCAAGGCCGCCCUCAACAACGUCAACGCGCAACUCACAGUGCGGGACGCCCAACUGGCCAACCUCGAAACGCAGCUCAAGAACCUGAAAACGCGGCUCAACAACCAAAGCUCGCAUCUCAUCCAAGCGGCACAAGAGUUAUACGCGCCUAUGAUUCUCCCUGGCAUAUAUGUCUCGCUCAAAGGCUUAACCAUGUCACAAGAUAGCAUAAUCGUGGGAGCGGGAGGGAAGCGAAAUGCGGGAGGGAUCCAGAAUGACGAGAGGAAGAAGGAAGAGGGAAAAGAUAAGGGGAGAGAAGAGAAACAGGGACAGGGUGAGAAGGAAAAGGGGGAAAAGGAUGGGGAGAAGAAGGGGGAUGCACGGAACGAUGAGGAUGAGGAGCAGAAUGCAGAGUAG